CUUGCUGAGUGAAUUAUUACUAAGCCAUGCGCCACUUAUUACCAGCCACUUCCCAGCCACUUCCAAACUCCCAACCGCAUCUGCUCCCAAAGCAAAAAAAUAUUUUUGAAAAAAGCUGGAAACCAACCACCAGCGCGAGUGAAAUAAGACAGCUUCUUUACUUUCUCUCUGACGUUGGAAGAAGUAUUCUAAAGUACUUUACAAUGGUGAAAAGAGGCAGAGGGACUGUUGGCGAGUCGCAGAUUAUCGACUUGCAGGUUCUGCAGGAUCGAAUCCGCAGACAGCCAGAAUCACACAAAGAUGAGUUUCUCGGACAAUAUCAGCACUACCAGUCUCUUAAAGAGAUUCUGAAUCUCAACCCGAGCGGGUUCGGCGAGACCGAGCAGUUCAUGAAGCAGAUAAAUCUAAUCGCGCACGUCUGCGUCGUCUACCCCUCCGAAACCAAGGACUUCGCCGACGACCUCGGCGAGAUGCUCGUGAACCACCACACUGCUAUCGCGGUCGAGCUGCGAGAGAAGAUGGUGCAGAGUCUGGUGCAGCUCACGAAUCGACAGGUCAUCACCGAAGAACGGUUGAUCCAGAUCUUGUUCCCGCUGCUGCCAACCACAAACUCAAAGGUGUUCCGCAAGGAUAUCUACACGACGCUCGUGCGGUUGCUCAAGAACGCGAAUAAAAACACACGGGCGCCGAAGCUGAAUAAGAGCGUGCAGACGCUGCUCUUCACUCUCCUCGAGUCGUCCGACGGCCCCGCCGCGGCACCGGACGGCCUCUGGGCCGCAAAACUCACCCGCGAGCUCUGGCGCCGCUCGAUCUGGGACGACGCCCGCUCGGUCGAGAUCAUGAAGAUAGCUGCUCUGCACGGAAACACUAAGGUCUCGAUCGCGGGGGUCAACUUCUUCCUCGGCGAAGACCGCGAUCGCGAGAAAGCGCUGCGCAAGAAGCGCGGGCUGGAUAGCGACGACAGCAGUGACGGCAUGAGCAGCGACGACGAAGACGGCGCGGUGCCGAACGUGGGCGAGAUUAAGCACAAGGUCGGCGUGAACAAGAAAACCGGCAAGCGCGCGCGCAAGCUCGAAAACGCAGUCAAGGUGCUCAAGAAGAAAGAGGAGACCAAGGGACUCGAGGCGCAUCUCAAUUUCUCGGCAAUCCAUCUCCUGCACGAUCCCCAGGGUUUUGCCGAGCGUCUCUUCUCGCAAACGCUGAGCAGGAGCAGCGGCAACAAGUACACGCUCGAGCAGCGCAUCCAGAUCCUCAACCUGGUCUCGCGUCUGAUCGGUGUCCACAAGCUCUCGGUCUUGGGCGUAUACUCCUACCUUCUAAAGUACCUGACGCCCAAGCAGCGCGACGUCACGCAAUUCAUGGCCUGCGCUGCCCAGGCCUCGCACGACCUCGUCCCGCCCGACGCACUCUCACCCGUGAUCCGCAAGAUCGCCGACGAAUUCGUCUCGGAUGGUGUAGCGCCCGAAGUCGCCGCGGCGGGCAUCAACACGAUCCGCGAGAUCCUGACGCGAAACCCGCUCGCGAUCGACCAGGACCUGCUCCAGGACCUGACGCAGUACCACAAGUCCAAGGCCAAGAGCGUGAUGAUGGCCGCGCGGUCGCUUAUCAGACUGUACCGCGACGUCGCGCCGGAGAUGCUGGCGCGCAAGGAUCUCGAUAAGAUCUCUGCGAUGGAGAUGAGCGCGAACGCGCGCGCGGGUAUCGAAAAUAAGAAGCUGCAGUACGGUGUCGAGAACGUGGUCGAGGGCAUUCCUGGUCUCGAGCUGCUCGAGCAGUGGCGCAAGGAGCAGGGUCUUGAUGUUGCUGAGCCGGGCGAGGACGGCAAGAUUGUGUCGAAAGAUGACGGGGAUGAUGCUGCGUGGAACGUCAAGGACGCAGACGACGAGGAGGAAGGGUGGAUUAAUGUCGAGAGCGAUAAAGAGUACGAAGUCUCUGAUGCCGAAGGAGACGACGACAAGGACUCUGACGACGAAGCUCAGGAUGAUGAUGACGACGACGUCGACAGCGACGUUGAAGAAAACGCGCAAGUUAAAGAACGGGCAACCGAGGAGCCCGAAGCCAAGCGCGCGAAGCUCGACCCGAUGCAAAGCCUUAUGGCGACGCGCAUUCUCACGCCCGCCGAUUUCCAGAAACUCGAGGAACUCCGCCAGAAAGCGGGUAUCGACAAGAUUCUGCACGGCUCGAAAUCCUCCACCAUGACGCGCCACCAGGACACGGUUGACGCAAACAGCCUGAUUGGAACACGCUCGACGAGGGCGGAUAAGGAUGAGCGCAUGGACACGGUGAUGGAGGGUCGCAAGGACCGCGAGUUUGGAUCGAAGAAAGGCAAGAAGCUGGAUUCGAAACCGCAUAGUACGACAAAUAAGGAGAAGGCUAGGAAGAAGAAUUUCAUUAUGAUGAUCCAUACGCGCGAUAUCCAGGGCAAGAACAGAAAGAGUCUGCGCGAUAAGCAAAAGUCGCUCAAGGCGAAUAUCGAGAAGCAAAAGAAGUAUAAUGUUAAGCAUUAAUGUUGGGUUUGUACAGUUUGUUUAUUAUAGGCAA
Molecule: messenger RNA, 2541 nt
Organism: Myxozyma melibiosi
Lineage: Eukaryota; Fungi; Ascomycota; Lipomycetes; Lipomycetales; Lipomycetaceae
Product: SDA1-domain-containing protein
Exons: 2
Coding region: 27-2507 (826 amino acids)
Biological process (GO): ribosomal large subunit export from nucleus; ribosomal large subunit biogenesis
Cellular component (GO): nucleolus
Source: RefSeq, a predicted model, not a curated record